Molecule: messenger RNA, 2122 nt
Organism: Girardinichthys multiradiatus
Lineage: Eukaryota; Metazoa; Chordata; Actinopteri; Cyprinodontiformes; Goodeidae
Product: armadillo repeat-containing protein 1-like
Exons: 8
Coding region: 413-1246 (277 amino acids)
Molecular function (GO): metal ion binding; protein binding
Source: RefSeq, a predicted model, not a curated record
CAAUCACAGAGCUGGAUGUUGACACGUGGCAGCCCGGCUCGCCUCUCAGCAGGAAGAACCGAAGGCUCGACCUGAGAAAGGGAGAUAAACCCAAAAACAAAGAAGUUCCGAGUGAACAGAACCGGGACCGGAACUUAAGGGAGAUAAUUGUGGGGGACGAGUGCCGGACCUAAGAGCUGGUUCCGGUACCGGUGGUUGUCACAGAUGAAAACAUCGUCAUCCAUUGUUCCUGCAUUUAAUACGGAAAAGGAGUCGCCGUCUUUCUGCAUCAGCUCAGGAAGGUCCGCUGUCUCGGUACCACGCUUCCCUCCGGGCCGCCCACUCAUCCGUUCCCAAAGCUGGAGGAAACCCGCAUCGCAGCUCAAAGUUCAAAGGUUUUCCUUUAAAUGACUGAUUAACUCCACCAGCAGCAAUGAGUGCCGAGCCGGAUCCGCUGGCCGUGGUGAACCAGCUGAGAGACCUGGCUGCGGACCCCAUGAACCGGAGAGCCAUAGUCCAGGACCACGGCUGCCUGCCGGGCCUCAUUCUGUUCAUGGACCACCCCAACCCUCAGGUGGUGUACUCCGCCCUGCUGGCGAUCCGAUACCUGGCAGAAUGUCGACCCAACAGGGAAAAGCUGAAGGGAGAACUGGGAAUGAUGCUGAGCCUGCAGAACGUUGUGCAGAAGUCCACCACUCCAGGAGAGACCAAGCUGCUGGCCUCUGAGAUCUACGAGCUCCUGCAGGCGGCCGGUGUUGCUGACGGCUCAGAGGCGGCUGAGUCGGCGCCCGUCGGUGGACGGCGAAAAGCUCAGUUCUUCCUGGGCUCCAGCAACAAGAGAGCCAAGACGGUGAUCUUGCAGAUCGACGGCCUGGAUGACCCGGGCCGGCGGAGUCUCUGCGAGGAGACCCUGCUGAAGAUCCGAGGGGUCAUCAGCUUCACCUUCCAGAUGGCCGUGAAGAGGUGCAUUGUCCGGAUUCGAUCCGAUCUGAAAGCCGAGGCUCUAGCGUCGGCCAUCGCAGCCACGGAGGUCAUGACGGCUCAGCAGGUGGUGAAGGCCGAGAACGGAGACGAGGUUCUGAUCCAUUUUCCUGAUGACAGUUCUGUGGAGGUGGAACAGAACGCAGAUCUGCCAGAGUACCUGCCGGAGGAAGAGAGUCCUUCUCAAGAUCCCGACAAGGCAGUUAGCCGGGUCGGAUCGGGCCAGGAGGGGACCAGCUGGCUCGGAGCAGCCGCCAACUUCCUUUCCCGCUCCUUCUACUGGUGAUCCGACAGUACCACCACCUCAGCCCCCUUCCUCUGUUCAAACCACCUGCUGCCUCUCAGAACCAGAACCAGCUGCCAAAUCUCCCAGCUGAGACAGAACAACGCUCCCAGCUGUUGGACUCUAACCAGAGUGUCUUAAUAAGCAAGAAAAGUUCUGCAGCAACUGAACAAAUGCGUCAGAACAACAAACCCAAAAGUUUUCCUAUUUAUUCUAUAUGAGUGAUAGAACUGAGUUUGCAGCAGGUUCUGAUCCAGAAUAACGUGUUGGACUUCAAACUUCUCUGCUGAGUAUUUAAUCCAAACCGCAUGUUCUGAUCCGACUCCUAGGAGCUGGCAGCUUUCCGCAUGUUGGGAAGUGUUGUCAGUCCUCAUCAUCCCUCGGAUCAGAAUCACUUCCAGCUGAUGUUAGCAGAGAACUUUGCUGCAGCCUCCUUGUCUCGGAUCAGUUCCAGUUUCAGACGCUUUGUUUCUGGAACGUCGUUGUGUUUACACUUUUCCUGACUGAAUGCCUUGAAACCAGACUUUGACGGACCAGAUGUUACCUGCCGAUUGGUUCCCAGACGGGGAGCCAGUUGGAUCAAACGGUUCCUGUUGAGCAGAAUGAAUAUUAAAUGGGUCAGAAAGUCAGGAACCAAUGUAGGAAGCGGUUUUUAUCCACGGACACAGCACAGAGAAUCCGUUUGUCAGCUUUGAUGAGGAAAAAUGUUCCAAUUAACUUCUUCCUAGAUGUACUAAGGUCUCUUAGAAAAAUAUAAAUAUUCCCAGUUUUCCCAGAAACAAACAAAAACCUGUGGAUUUUUCCCAGAACAAAGAACUGGAUCAUUUCUUAGUGAUGAAGCCCUGAUAACAAAUAAACAUUCCCACAGUUUUUCCUCCA